AUGACUUGUUCUUCACAAUGUUAUCUCUCUUUGUUUCUCUUCCUCCUCACUCUGUUUUUCACUCUUUCUUCCUCCCACUCCACAACCCUACCCCUCUUCACACCAACAAAGCGCGCCACAACCAACACCCAAUGGCAACAGCUACGCCAGAUGGCAAUCGGCAGGUCGGCCAACAUCUCCUCCUCCACUACCCCUCUCUUUUCCAACCUUGACGGCCAGUACAUCUUCACCCUCUCCUUGGGCACCCCAACACAAUCCCUCGUGUUGUCCUUAUGCACCGGCUGCGUCCUUGUCUCGUUCCCUUGCGGGUACAACUUCUCGUGCGUGAAUUGCUUCAUCGACCCGAAAGAUCUUCUCACAUUCAAGCCCAAUCAAUCCAGCACCUCAUCUCCGGUUUACUGCGAUGACCAGUUACUGCAUAAGACCAUCUCCUCGGAUUUCAUCCCCGUUUGCACCAAAUGCAGUUCCAACAACUCGUGCUUCAAUACGCUGGCGGAGUACACCCACCCGCUAGAAGGCUCGGCGGGGUAUAUUCUAUCCGAGUCCCUAACCCUACCCGAAUUGAACCACCCGGAACCCAAUCUCCUUUUCGGGUGCGCUUCAAAGUCGGAUGGAUGGCCGCUAGGUAUAGGGAUCGCCGGGUUCGGGCGCGCCCCUUCAUCCCUCCCGUCCCAACUCAAUCUCACGAAAUUCUCCCACUGCUUUGUCUCAAAGACAUUACACGACGGUGACCGCAAUGUAAGCGGUUCUUUGGUUUUCACCUGGGGGGAAGAUAAUGAAAAAGAAGACGAAGAUUGCAAUGGAAAUUGCUACACUCCCUUGAUAAAGAUCACGAACGGAACAUGGCGAGACUCAAAAUACUUUGUCAACGUAGAGGAGAUUAUGGUCGGUGGAGUCAAGGUCGAGGUCCCGACGGAGGAUCUGACCACGACUGAGUAUGGAAACGGGGGAUUGAAGGUGGAGCCCGGCAUAGAGGCCACGCUCAUGGACAAAAGCGUGUUCGAACCAUUGGCGAAGGAGUUAGAGAAGCAAGUCGGGAAGAAGUACAGUAGGGAUACGUAUGCGGAGAACGAUUCUAUGUACUGGCCGUGUUUUUAUACUGGUGAGUCGGGUAUGAAUGGUAUGCCAGAAAUGGCUUUUCGUUUCCAAGAGGGGCUGGAGUUGGUUGUGCCAGUUGAAAAUUUGUUUUGGACUUAUAACGAAUCGGUUAUUUGCAUAGCGAUAUGGUCGCAGACGCUGAAGGGGUAUUCCAUCUUGUUGGGUCAGUGGAUGAUGCAGAACGUUUACGUGGAUUACGAUUUAGCCAACAAUCGUCUUGGUUUCAUGCCAAAAAACUGCACACAAGUUUCUAAUUAA
Striga hermonthica is the source of this 1356-nucleotide messenger RNA. The record is from the annotation of a GenBank genome assembly. NCBI's taxonomy places the organism in Eukaryota, Viridiplantae, Streptophyta, Magnoliopsida, Lamiales, Orobanchaceae.